ACCUUCUUCAAUUUUGAAAUCUCUUGUUCAGUCUGGUUUUUGGUUACUAGGCAAAUGAUAAAGUCUGGUUCAAUUUAGAAACCUGAGGUAUCUUCAUCUUAGACGGCAGUAACAAUGGCUUUGCAUGGUUGUUAUUGUCACCAUAUGAACUUGACAAACCAAAGAAGAACGCUAGACAAUCUCAGUUUUUCAGGCUCAAUUUCAGUUCAUAAAUUGUCAAAGAAUAAAAGGACAACAUGUGAUCCAUCACGGAAUAAUCGAUUUCAUAGGUUCCUCGUGGAAAUGAGACAGACAGAAUUGCCUGCUUCGAAGUAUGGUACAAAUGGUAAAGCUGUUAAAAUGGUACCGGCAAAUGAGCUAGUGAAAAGAAAGACAAUGUCAGCGAAUAAGGUGGAGACAGUGAAUGGUUCAACUUCAAAGCAAGCUGUUAAUGGAGCAAGUCUAGUAAGAAGAGAUUCCACCCCAGCUUCUACAAAGACAGUGAAAUCUAGAACCUCUAAAGAACUUCCCCCGUUGGAGGAGCUAAAAGUUUUACCCUCAGAUGAAGGUUUCAGUUGGGCCAAUGAAAAUUACAAUUCCUGGCAGAGGACUAUUGAUAUUUGGUCUUUUGUUAUUUCUUUACGUAUUCGGGUUCUAUUGGACAAUGCAAAAUGGGCAUAUGUGGGAGGCCUCACAGAAGAAAAGCAAAAGAACAGAAGGAAGAAAACUGCCUCAUGGCUAAGGGAGAGUGUAUUACAGCUUGGUCCAACGUUCAUUAAACUUGGACAGUUAUCAUCAACAAGGUCGGAUCUAUUUCCCCGUGAAUUUGUGGAUGAGCUCGCAAAAUUGCAGGACAAGGUUCCUGCUUUCUCUCCAAAGAAAGCAAGAGGCUUCAUUGAGAGUGAAUUGGGAGCUCCCAUUAACAUAUUAUAUAAGGAGUUUGAAGAUAGGCCAAUUGCUGCUGCUAGUCUUGGUCAGGUUCAUCGUGCUAUUCUGCAUAAUGGAGAGAAAGUAGUUGUCAAAGUUCAAAGGCCUGGUCUGAAGAAGCUUUUUGACAUUGAUUUGCGAAACUUAAAGUUGAUUGCAGAGUAUUUUCAGAGAAGUGAAGCUCUAGGUGGUCCAACUAGAGACUGGAUCGGAAUAUAUGAAGAAUGUGCAACUAUUUUGUAUCAAGAAAUUGAUUACAUAAAUGAAGGAAAGAAUGCUGACAGGUUCCGCCGAGAUUUUAGAAACAUAAAGUGGGUUCGAGUACCUCUGGUGUAUUGGGAUUAUACUGCAACAAAGGCGUUGACCUUGGAGUAUGUACCAGGUAUCAAAAUAAAUCAGGUGGAUACAUUAACUUCGAGUGGUUAUGAUAUAUUACGGAUCUCAUCACGUGCUAUUGAAGCGUACUUGAUUCAGAUAUUGAGAACAGGUUUCUUUCAUGCUGAUCCUCAUCCUGGAAAUCUUGCUAUUGAUGUGGAUGAAGCAAUUAUUUAUUAUGACUUUGGCAUGAUGGGGGAGAUCAAAUCUUUUACCCGAGAGAGACUACUUGAACUUUUCUAUGCUGUUUAUGAAAAGGAUGCAAAGAAGGUUAUGCAAUGCCUUAUAGACCUUGGAGCACUCCAACCUACUGGGGACCUGUCAGCGGUAAGGAGAUCUGUACAGUAUUUCUUGGACAAUCUGCUAAGCCAGACACCAGAUCAGCAGCAGACCUUUUCUGCAAUUGGGGAGGAUUUAUUUGCAAUAGCACAAGACCAGCCAUUCCGUUUUCCAUCCACCUUCACCUUUGUUCUCAGGGCGUUUUCAACACUUGAAGGCAUAAGUUACACACUCAAUCCAGAUUUUUCCUUUGCUAAGGUUGCUGCACCCUAUGCGCAGGAACUUCUAGAUAUAAGGCAAAAGCAACGCACUGGACCACAACUCGUGGAGGAAAUAAGGAAGCAAGCAGAUGAUGCGAGAACCUAUACCAUGUCAAUGCCAUACAGAGUUCAAAGAAUAGAAGAGUUCACAAAGCAACUUGAGGCAGGGGAUCUAAAACUACGAGUCCGAGUGCUCGAGUCUGAAAGAGCUGCUCGGAAAGCAACAAUUUUACAAAUGGCUACUAUGUACACGGUAUUAGGAGGAACCUUGCUAAAUCUUGGCUUCACUUUGAGUAGCCAAGGCAAUGAAGCUAUAGCGAAUGGAUCUUUCGUUGGUGCAGGUCUUUUUAUGACACUAUUUGUCAGGUCCAUGCAAAGGGUAAAGAAGCUUGAUAAGUUUGAGAAAAUGAUAUAAUUGGUUACCAAAAAAUUCAAUUCUUUCAAACCUAUACAAAGUUGUGUUGAUCUCCAUUUUCUUACUUGUAAACGUUCAAUUUUUUUACGCAAGCAUAACAAGCUAUACGAGUUAUACAGAAACAGGAUUGGAGGCAGAUGAAACUACUAUACAUUUUA
This is a messenger RNA of Gastrolobium bilobum, 2393 nucleotides long. Its product is annotated as protein ACTIVITY OF BC1 COMPLEX KINASE 7, chloroplastic-like. Bases 115 to 2235 code for a protein of 706 amino acids. The transcript has 18 exons. Gene Ontology annotation, biological process: regulation of response to reactive oxygen species. The record is from RefSeq and is a predicted model, not a curated record. Lineage: Eukaryota; Viridiplantae; Streptophyta; Magnoliopsida; Fabales; Fabaceae.